AAGGAAGCACACGCUGGCAGCUGCUGCAGCCACUUCCUUUGUAAACUGGGGCCAGUUCUCGCAGCAGAGCACAGGGCCGGGAGCCUCUCCCCAUGUCCCUCUGUCCCCACCCCCUGUGUCUCUCUCUGUCCCCACUCCUGUGUCCUUCUGUCCCCACACCAAGUGUCCCCAUUCCCUGUGUCCCCGUCCCCAUUCCCUGUGUCCCUGUCGCCAUUCCCUGUGUUCCUGUGUCCCCACACCUGUGUCUUUCUCUAUCCCCACCCCUGUGUCCCGUGUCCCCACAGCCGUGUCCCUGUCCCCACUCCCUGUGUCCACAGCUGUGUCCUUGUCCCCAUUCUGUGUCCCUGUCCCCACAGCCCCUGUCCCCAUUCUGUGUCCCUGUCCCCACAGCCGUGUCCCUGUCCCCAUCCCGUGUCCCUGUCCCCAUUCCCUGUGUCCCCACAGCCCGCUCCCGGAGUGUGAUGAGUGGGGACCCCUCGGGUGCCGUGCCAGGCUCCCCCAGCCCUGGGGUGCGGCCGCUCAAGCUGGGCUGGCUGAAGAAGCAGCGCUCCAUCGUCAAGAACUGGCAGCUGCGCUUCUUCGUGCUCCGGGGACAGCAGCUGCUCUACUACAAGGAUGAGGACGAUGCCAAGCCUCAGGGAUGCCUGUCUCUCCAAGGCAGCACCAUCAAGGUGGUGGCCACUAACCCAGAGGAAGGAGGGAAAUUCAUCUUUGAAAUCGUCCCAGGAGUGGCUGGGGAGCAGAGCCGGGCAGGGCAGGACUCGUGUGUGCUCAUGGCCAGCUCGCAGGCAGAGAUGGAGGAGUGGGUGAAAUCCAUCCACAGGGCACUGGGCUCGGCUGCUGGAGCUGUGUUCGGGCAGCCCCUGGCAGACACCAUGGCCUACGAGCAGAAGCUGGGGCAGCACCAGGUGCCCAUCCUGGUGCAGAAAAGCGCCGAGUUCAUCCGGGAGCAUGGUGUGGGUGAGGAGGGAAUCUUCCGCCUGCCUGGCCAGGACAACCUGGUCCGAGAGCUCCGGGAUGCCUUCGAUGCCGGGGAGAGACCCUCGUUCAACAGGGACACCGAUGUCCACACCGUGGCCUCCCUGUUCAAGCUGUACCUGCGGGAGCUCCCGGAGCCCGUCGUGCCCUGGCUGCAGUACGAGGAUUUCCUGCUCUGUGGGCAGGCUCUGGAAGCUGAUGAGACAAAGGGCCACCAGGAGCUCCUGAAGCAGCUGUCCCUCCUCCCCAGAGACAACUACAACCUCCUCAGCUACAUCUGCAGGUUCCUCCAUGAAAUACAACUGAACUCCAGCAUCAACAAGAUGAGUGUGGAUAAUCUGGCAACAGUGAUUGGAGUGAACCUCAUCAGACCCAGGAUAGAGGACCCUGCAAUUAUCAUGAGAGGCACACCCCAGGUCCAGAAGGUGAUGACUGUGCUGAUCAGUGACCAUGAAAAGCUCUUUCCCCCAUCCAAGGAUGUGCCUCCCUCCCCACUUGCCCAAAAAGCCGAGAAGAAAGCUCCUGUCCCUCGCAGCUCCGUGGGCUGGGGAGCUGCAGAGGACCCCACAGUACUCAGAGGCUCCACCCAAAGGCAAAUGAGGGAUCACCCCAAUUCCAGCAACACCCCUGGCCCAGCUGCCACCUUGAGUAUCCCCAGGGAGGACACGGAGUCCGAAGACACACUGGGAACGUGGAAUACACAGCCAAGGAAAAGAACUCAGACUUUGCCUAUGAGGAAAUCCCUCCUGGCAGUGGCUGCUCCGGGGGAGAAGGGCAGCAAGGAGAGAAAUGAUGUCCUUGCCAGUGACUUUUGGAAAAGCAGCACACGCCCCAUGGCCUCCGAUGGACACAAGAGAACGUUGUCUCAUGAUCUUUUUAAACUGUUGGACCUGCACAGGGCUUCAGCCUGUGAGAGUGCUCCCCCCUCCCAGGCAGAGAGUGGUGGGGAGGGCAGCGGCUCCAGCCCCAGCCCUGCCAGCAGCAUCUCCGAGAAGGAAUUCCUGCCCUGCUUCAGUCCCAGCCACGAGCCAAAGGAACCAGCCAGUCCCACCAGCAGCCCUGCUGAGAACCCCAGCCCGGAGCAGGAGAGCAGGGAGUUCCUGCAAAGCAUGAUCCUCAAGCUGGAAAAGGACAUGGAGGCACAGAGAAAUGACUACGAGGAGCAAAUUAAAAGUCUCCAGGAGGAGAACUAUGAAGCCUGGGCCAAAGUGGUGAGGCUGAACCAGGACAUGGAGCAGGAGAAGAAGAAGUGUGGGGAGCUGGAGCUGAGGCUGAUGAAUGCAGAACGCUCAAAGGAGGAGCUGGAGAAGAAAACCAAGAUGCUUGAGGAGGAGUUAAAAAACUUAACCCACAAGUAAAACUGGUGCCAAAACCAACUAGGAGGAGACACCCAGCUUUUCACAGACCCCAAAUGCAGGUGCACAAAUGCAUAGGAACUGCAGGUUCAGAGCCAGGGUCUUGUAUUGUCCACUGUCCUGCUCCUGCCCACAGGCCAAGGGGGAGGAAGGAGACCAGAGCUUAGAGGCUGGUUCAUGCUCUGAACUAGAAAAUCUCAAAAAUAUCCUUUAGUGCUUUUUUGGGUGUGUUUAUUUCAACUCUUCUUUCAGCUGCUCAGGUUUCCUGGAGAACAGACCAACACUUCCUGCUGCUCAGUCAGAAUUGCACUCAGAAGUUUGGGUUAUGGGCACGUUGUGCCUUGACAAAAAGAAAUCAGAAGUGUUCCUCCUCCAGCUGCCUGUCUCCUUGCUGGAGAUAUGCACAGGCAAAACAUCCAUGGAUCCUGGAUCUGGGCAGGCAGAGGAGUCCCAGGCCCGGGGAGGCACAGCCCUGGCUGGUGGCGAUGUUCACAUCAAUCCCCAGCUGGUUCCUGCUCUCCUGGGGCAGCACAAGGCUCUGAGAUCUCCUGCAGCAUCACCUGCUGUGCUGUGCCAGCCCCCACACCAAGGCUCCAGGAAGAAAAUCCCACCAUCACACAAACCUCUUCAGUUCGGGGCUGUCCAGCUGUUCUGAGUCACUUCCCCACAGCUGGCUGUUCCUAAAUGCAGCACAGCUGACAGAGCUUGGAAAGCACCUCACCCAGCUGUACCUGCAGCUCUUUGUGCAGGAGUAGUCCAUUAGCAACUCCAGCACAGAAAUCCUGCAUUUUCCCUGAUGGACACACUUCAAAGGAUGACAAAUCUGGACUUUUUUAAGGCCCCUGCUUUGGAGCUUUGUUGUUUCUGAAGUGUAGAACAGGAUUUCCUCAGCCGGCUUAUGGAGCCCUGGGUUUGCACCCCAACGAGGAUGUUGGGUCUUUCCCCACCAGUGCAAAGAUCCCCUGGACCCAAAAGUGUCCCUGUGGUUGUUUGUGACCUUUCUGCUUGUCCUCACCCCUGCCAGAGUCCUGGCAGCAGCACCACAGUGCUACCACAGCUUCUGGUGGAGGAAAGAAGAAUGACAGGACUCUGGACAGUUAUUUUCUUCUACAGUAAAAAAACCUUUCAUUUAUUUAUUUGAGUAGGGGGAACAUCCCAGCCUAGAGUCUUGAUGGGGACAGGAAAGGGAAAACCACAGAGAUCUGCAAUUUUCAAGUAGGGCCAAGCUCUGUGCCAGGAAUGGUGAGGGGAAUCACAACUCUGGGUUCUGCCUGCUGAGGACUUGGUUUUGGUGAGGUGAAAGCUCACCCCCAUACAGGCUGCAGAGCUGUGUGACAGGGAAAAUGAGCUGGAGAAGAAAGGAACACAGAGGAAAAUGUGGGAAAUGAGGGGAGGUGGGAGUGGGAAAAUGUUAUUGGAAAAUAAAAGCCAGUGUUGGCUAUAAAGCACUUGCUGCUCUCAGCCUUUCUGGGGGUAGGGGGCGACUGGUUUAGCCCUAAAACUGAGCCCAGACUCAUUCUCAGAUACAGUUUGGUGCAUUGAACCCACCUUUGCUCAGCUGUGGAUAUAAAGUCUGGGGAAGGAACAGUUUGUGAAAGCUGAGCUGCAUUCAAAAACCCAAGCCCUGAGUGGCUCAUUUGACCUAUAGACCCUGACUCCAGGGGUUUUCCUUUGCACAGAACACCAGAGACCAUGGAGCUUCUCACUGUCUUGCCCACAAACCUUCACACCAGGGAAUGACUGUUAGAGAAGCCUCCCGGGUCUCCUGCAAAAUCCCAAGGACCCACAGCCAAGGUCCUCUGCUCUGCCAGGGAUCAAACCUGAGCACAGGGUUUUAAAUCUGACUGAAAGGUUUCAGAUCUCAGUCUUGGCGAUGGGAAAUCUCAGUGAAGAUCAUGGUGAGGAUCUGCACUGGGUGGUGUGCUUGGACCUACUGGUGCAGCUCCCCAGCUUUGUGGAGGGAUGGACAUCAUGGAGAGGAGUCCCAAAAGAGGGCAGGGUGGGCUCAGCCAUCCUCCAUGACCACCCAAAGCUGCCCUCCCCACACCUGAAGGUCCCACACACCAUGGGAGUUGUGUCCUGAAGUCUUUUUCAUUUUCUUUUUGCUGCUCUCCAAGUCCCCACCGUGGGACCUGUGACUUCUCAACACUCAGAGGUUCCAAAGUGUCUGCCACCAUUUCACAGCUGCCACUCACAAGUCUUUCCUGGGAUUUCAGAUGACCUUGACAGAGCUACUUCAGUGUUUAUUUGAUUUUUUACCUCUGCAAGAAGCUCCUCAACAAUCUGAGCAUGAGGCCCAGGAGUCAUUAGGGAGAAACUUCUCUGAGGAGUUCAGGAGCAGCAUCGUAAACAUCUGGGCUGGAAAUGCCACACGCUCCUUUCUGCAAAGAUCAAAAGUGUGAAGAGGCCAGUAAUUCCUUCACAGCAGACUGUAAUGACGUGCAAAGGCUUGGCUGAAGCUCAGAAAUCUCCACGAUGAGGACAAGUGCACGUUAUUUAAAAUAAACUGCACAUUCCUCCACUUCCUCUCAGAUAGGCAAAACAGCCCCGUGGCUGUGAGGAUCAGAGGGACUCCUUUGAAGAUAUUUCACCCAUUAACAUUUGCAGUGUUUAUAGAGGUCAUCUGUGAAAGAGAGACUUUCAAAUAGAGGUCAGGUGGGCUGAAAAUUCCUGAGAGCCUGGAGGGGAGAAAGACAUGGGCACCUUGUGAGCUGCUGCUGCUGCCAUUGGGUGCUGUAAGAUAAUGAGGAUUUUUUUUUUUUUUUUUUUUGUAAAUGAGCUUUUUCCAGAGACAGAGAACCAUGAACUGCCCAUUCCAGAGCGGUGAAACUGCACCCUUUUCAUCCCUGAGGGGGUGGGUGCCCUCUCUGCUCAGCCCAGAGCCUGCUCUGGAUUUUCUGCACUUGCACAUCUUCUGUGGAGACCCCACAAGGUGAGAUUCCCCAAAAACUGACUGGUGCCCAUCCUGUAUUUCCUCCCUCCCUCUACUUCUGCAGCCAGGCCAUGAAGCUUUUUGGGGUGCGAGCAGCAGAGAAUCUCUCCUGUUCCUGGGCCAGGGGUUGUAAAGGACAUUAUAAACUCACAGUGGGGGUUUCGUGGCCUUUCAGCUUAGCAGGUUUUGGGCGUUGAUUCAGGAUCCCGUGGAGAGUGUGAUGCUGCUCCUGUCACAUAAAAACACAACAGAAUGUCUACCACAGAGAAGAAAGAUCCUUUCCAGCCCUGUCCUGUAGGCUUGGAAAUCCCUAAAAAGAGUUUUUUCACCCCUUAACCCUCCCAGUGCACUGUGAGGACACAAGAGCUUUACCAAGAUGAUAAUGCUGAGAUCAGACUGAAGAUUUUCCUCUCCCUUUAAAUGUGAUGUGGCUUUCCAAAUUAGAGCUAUUAAACCACAGAUCCCAAUGCAUCAAAAACUGUUAAAUCAUUCAAUGUGGGGUGAGGGUAAGAUACCAUUUAGGCCAUCCUUUCAGUCCCCUCACUGCAUUCUUUGUGCUAGAGCAGAAAGUCUGCUUUGCUCUUCUCGGUAUUUACUAAAUAAAUUAAUUUAGGAGUUCA
This is a messenger RNA of Cinclus cinclus, 5885 nucleotides long. RefSeq names its product Rho GTPase activating protein 25 (gene ARHGAP25). Gene Ontology annotation, biological process: phagocytosis, engulfment; negative regulation of small GTPase mediated signal transduction; activation of GTPase activity. Lineage: Eukaryota; Metazoa; Chordata; Aves; Passeriformes; Cinclidae. The coding region runs from base 93 to 2336 and encodes 747 amino acids. Gene Ontology annotation, molecular function: GTPase activator activity. The record is from RefSeq and is a predicted model, not a curated record. The transcript is spliced from 10 exons. Gene Ontology annotation, cellular component: phagocytic cup.